GUAAGACAUCUAGGCUCUUCCUUUGGACGUCGCAGUGCUUGGACAAUGGAGCGCCAAAAGUCAGUCGCACAUCUGGAGGCGCGCUGGACCCUACUGUCCUGCCUCGUCCUGUGCGUGAUCACGAGCGCCACAAGCUGCAAGCAGAUCAGUAUCUUAUCAGGAAAGCGUGUGCUAGAAGCGAGGGCCAACUUCGGGAAAGUGAUGAAAGACUGCAGUAAAGAACUUGCAAAAAUGGCCUCGCUCACGCCCAAAAAGGACUUUGGCAAGAGGGUGUCGCUUGUCUGCGCCGCAUACAACAGCUGCAUUGGUGAAGCAAAUGAGAAGAUAAAGGAAGGUUUCCAUCAGAAGCCUCACCAAAUGGUUCUCGAGUGCGGAAUGAAGACCACCCAAAACAAGAGCUCGCAGUUCUACACAGUGCUCGGAGACACCGACAGACUCUUGGACGCCGUGCACUAGGCGCUGG
Dermacentor albipictus is the source of this 463-nucleotide messenger RNA. RefSeq lists its product as uncharacterized. Lineage: Eukaryota; Metazoa; Arthropoda; Arachnida; Ixodida; Ixodidae. The record is from RefSeq and is a predicted model, not a curated record.